GUCCAGCCAGAUCCGAACGGCGGUCGGCGAGCGGAGGGAGCGCCAUGAAGAUGCUGGGCUCGCCUUGGGCUCGCUUCUACUCCAAUAGCUGUUGCCUGUGCUGCCAUGUCCGCACCGGGACCAUCAUCCUCGGGGUCUGGUACUUGAUCAUCAACUCGGUGGUAUUGCUGAUUGUACUGAGUGCCCUGACGGAUCCUGGCCAGUACCACUUGACGACUGCUGAGUUAGGGGGUGACUUUGAAUUUAUGGAUGAUGCCAAUAUGUGCAUUGCCACUGCAAUUUCUCUUCUCAUGAUUCUCAUCUGUGCAAUGGCCACGUACGGUGCAUACAAGCAACAUGCAGCCUGGAUCAUCCCAUUCUUCUGCUACCAGAUCUUUGAUUUUGCACUCAACACCUUAGUGGCUAUCAGUGUACUUGUUUAUCCAAGCACAGUUCAGGAUUACCUGCGGCAACUGCCUGCCAACUUUCCCUACAAGGAGGAGAUUAUGUCAGUGAAUUCCACCUGCUUGGUUGUGAUUAUUCUCCUUUUUAUAAGUAUCAUUUUAGCUUUCAAGGCUUAUCUGAUCAGUUGUGUAUGGAAUUGUUAUCGAUACAUCAAUAACAGAAACAGCUCCGAUGUGCUCGUCUAUAUUACCACUAAUGAUACGGCGGUGCUGUUGCCCCCAUACGAUGAUCCUACAAAUGGUACUGCUGCUAAGGAUCCACCACCACCUUAUGUGUCGGCUUAAGCAGAGUGUGCAAAAUGUAUCUAAAGAACAAAUAGCUUUACGUCUCAAACACCUGAGCAAUAUAUUCUUUCUUUCAUUUCUGGGACUGAUGUAUAAGCUCCAAAUACUUAUUUAUUGCUGUUUUUGCUGUAGAUAACUUUAAAAAAUUCUUUGCCUAAUGAAGUGUUGAAUUGGCUUGAAGAACCAUUUUUGAUUAGCUAAGGUUGUGUAGUCACAGUAUAGAUUUGUUUUGCCAUACCUUGUCAUGCAAAUCUGUACAAAACUGUACCUGAUUUUAUAUCCUCAGCAACUCUGUGUGGAUUCAGUUUUUAGUUUUUGCUAUCUCUAACGCUUUCUAAUCAACCAGAAAAGGUUUCUGAGGUGAUCUUUCAUGUUGCAAGUGCUCUGAUUUGUCAAUUAAAAGAAGGUGUGAUCAAAUGGGAAACCCACUUUAUUGCAGGCAACAAUAAAAAAUCCAAAAUGUUUUUCGUAGACACUG
This is a messenger RNA of Eublepharis macularius, 1206 nucleotides long. It is a transcript of the gene LAPTM4B, whose product is annotated as lysosomal protein transmembrane 4 beta. Bases 45 to 728 code for a protein of 227 amino acids. NCBI's taxonomy places the organism in Eukaryota, Metazoa, Chordata, Lepidosauria, Squamata, Eublepharidae. Gene Ontology annotation, cellular component: lysosomal membrane. The transcript has 7 exons. The record is from RefSeq and is a predicted model, not a curated record.